Molecule: messenger RNA, 1498 nt
Organism: Cydia fagiglandana
Lineage: Eukaryota; Metazoa; Arthropoda; Insecta; Lepidoptera; Tortricidae
Gene: EMC8-9
Product: ER membrane protein complex subunit 8/9 homolog
Exons: 4
Coding region: 105-755 (216 amino acids)
Cellular component (GO): EMC complex
Source: RefSeq, a predicted model, not a curated record
ACUUCAUUAAAAAAUCCCAAAAAAUCGGGAUCGGAUAUCGUCAUAAAAAUACGAGAAAUAUAUAAUAUUUGAUCACAUAAAUAUAUAUUAUUAUAUUCUCAAUCAUGGGCGAAGUGUCAUUAGAGACCACAGCUUACGCUAAGAUCAUACUACAUGCAGCGAAAUACCCGCAUUGUGCAGUAAACGGGGUGCUUCUGGCAGACGCCACAAAAAUUCGCGAUGGGGCAAAAAACCAGGACCUGGAUAUUGUGGACACCGUGCCCCUGUUUCAUCAUAGCCAUUAUUUGUCACCUAUGGCUGAAAUUGCCCUCACACAGAUAGAAACAAUGGCACAGGCCAGUAACCGCAUUAUUGCUGGCUAUUAUGCGGCAUGUGAAAACUUCCACGACAACUCGGUGGACAAGUGUCCGGGGCAGAAGAUUGCUGAGAAGAUAGUAGACCACUUCCCGUCUGCUGUGUUUGUAGUGGUGGACAACAGGAAAAUGGUGCAGCACUUGGACACCCCGGCCAUCAAGCUUCACAAGUAUGUGGAGGGAAAGUGGAAACUCAAGGAUGCCACCAAAGUGCUGUUCCAAACCCCGUACGUGCUGGAGACGGUGUCCCAGCUGCUGCAGAGCGAGGUGCAGCGCGCGCUGGUUGACUUCGACAACUACCUGGACGACGCCACGCAGGACUGGACGAACCUCGGCAUCGAGAAGCUGGUCGCCAGUAUCGACGCGAGCAAUGACGACUGUAAGGACAAGGACUAUCGAUAGAAACGGAUAGCUUAGCAUUUUGAUACAAUGAUAGUGUGUCCGAGUAGGAUUUCGUACAUGAGUAGAUUUUCAAGUGAUAAGUAAACGUAUCUACCAACGAAAUUCUGACUUUGCAUCAGUUAGGAAAAUUGAUAGCUAAUACAGGUUUUCUUAUUAUAAAUUUAAUAAGUAUUAUUGUAAAAGUUAAAAAUUACUAAUUUUUAAAUUUUUUAGUAGCCUAUAAUACGGUAUAUAUUUUUGUAACCCUAUGACAGUAAAACUUUAUUUAAUCAUACCAAGUGGCACAGUUCGCCAUCAGAUAUGUCGGAGCGGCCGAGGUGCUCACAAGUGUUUACAAUGGUGUGUAAAUAUUUGUACAGGCGUGUACAGAUAUUUUUGAGCAUCUCUGCCGCUCCGACAUAUCUGAUGGCGAUUAUACUUAUUCCCAAAAACACUAUUAAUAAUUGUAUUUAUUAAUAUCAUUCCAAUCAGCCCAUUAUAAAUUUUUAUACUAUUAAAUUACUAUUUCAUAUAGUAUAAAAAUAAUCAUACAUAUAAGGAGCUACCUAAAUAGUAAAUUAUGUUUAAGAAUAGUUUUUUCUGGUAUUUGGUUGUUUACGUUAUAUUAUAACUUAACGCUAAGGUGAGGUUAUUUAUGUAAAUUAUAGAAAAUAUAAUAGAAUAUAUUUGAAUACAUUUUUGUUCGCACGAGUAAAUAUGUGUAUGUAUUGAUUAAAUAUGUUAUUAAAGUGAUGUUCCACCAA